Aureobasidium pullulans EXF-150 is the source of this 1374-nucleotide messenger RNA. RefSeq names its product DUF689-domain-containing protein. Gene Ontology annotation, biological process: iron-sulfur cluster assembly. The record is from RefSeq and is a predicted model, not a curated record. Gene Ontology annotation, molecular function: iron-sulfur cluster binding. Gene Ontology annotation, cellular component: cytoplasm. The transcript has a single exon. The coding region runs from base 235 to 1263 and encodes 342 amino acids. Lineage: Eukaryota; Fungi; Ascomycota; Dothideomycetes; Dothideales; Saccotheciaceae.
CAUAUCUCUGUCGCUCUUCUCUGAAAUUCCCUUAUACACUCUUCGUAUACCAUCACGCUUCACCGGAUACCUCUUUCAUCACCCAAUCCGCCUGCAAACCCCUCAAUCAGCAGAUUCCUUCGCCCCACCGACGAUCCACUUCGAGGCGCUUCUCUCGGGCUCAAAGUAAACUUGGGUCAAAAUAUCGAACGACUACUCUUCUCCUCAAUAAAUCACACAUACACAUCCCUCACGAUGGCGCCCGGCAUCACCAUUGACAACACAUCCGACUUCUCGUUUGCGCCACCAUCGGCCAAGUCGCAAGACAGAACUCUCCUCCUCGCCCCACCUUCGAUCGCCUCACACCCUGACGCCCUCAACAGCAUUGUCGAGGCUCACGACCGCAAUGCCACCGACAUCCAGAUGCUCGAUCGUCUCGCGCUCGGUCUCGUCUCUCUUCCCGCAUCCACAUACGAUCUCGUCCUUCUACUCACAAAUGUCGAUGGAUCACGCGAGCCUCUCAACAGAGCCAUUAUUGAGAAGUUGGUGCCUUCUCUCAAGGACGGAGGAAAGCUGAAGAGCCAGGAUGGCCAAUUCGGUACAUCGGCAUCUGCUGAGCAGACGGAGGCUAUCCUCGCUGGUCUCGUCCAGGAUGUCAGUGGCGGCAUGUCAAAGCCAGCACAAGCCGCCGCGCAAACCGUCACCCUGAGUUUCGGAAAGAAGAAGAAGGCAAACGCAGCAGCUGUACCUUUGAACAACAUCGAAGCUAUCAACAAGACCAUCACCGAGACACCUCAGCCCGCAGCUCCUUCAGCGCCCGCAGGCGUAGGUUUUGACAUGGGCGACGACUUGGAUGUAGAGUUUUACGACGAAGAUGAAGAGAUGGAAUUGCCCUCGAAGGAAGAAUUGCUCGCCGGCUCCUCCAUCGACCCUAACACCCUCCUCAGCGAGGAAGACCGCAAACGCCCCAUCAACAUUCCCGAAGCCUGCAAGCCCAAUGGCAAGCGAAGACGCGCAUGCAAAGACUGCACUUGUGGACUUAAGCAAAAGAUUGAUGCAGAGGACAAGGCCAAGCGUGAGGCUGCCGACAGUGCUUUGCAGACUAUGAAGUUGGAUACCGAUGAUUUGGCAGAGGUCGAUUUCACCGUGCAGGGCAAGGUUGGCAGUUGCGGUAACUGUGCUUUGGGAGAUGCUUUCAGAUGUGACGGAUGUCCUUAUAUUGGACUUCCAGCUUUCAAGCCAGGCGAGGAGGUGCGCUUGUUGAACAACGAUAUCCAGCUGUAAAUGUGUGUCUUUUCUGUUCCAUAACGACAAGGAGUUUUACCUGGCGCAUCCGGCGGUCUGUCUGGCUUUUUCUGAUAUGACGAGCGGCGACUCUUACUAGUUGGCAUAGCA